CGUUUGCUACAUCCGUGUUGUGUCAGCCCACGGCGCAACUGCCGCCCUGCCUGGUCUCUGGGUACGUGCCGAGAACUUUUGAAUGUGCCAGGACCGGUGGCCGAGAGGGCAGGAGAAAAGCAGGACUGGAACAGAAGUAGGAUAGCUGAAGCACCACCAGAGAAGGCAGCUUCGAAUGGGACUAUAGCACCAGGAUAAAUCGCGUCGGGAACAGCCAGGGGCUGCGAGCCAGGGCAGCUCAACACUUAAUAUUUAUUGACUAGUUAUUCCUAAAAUGAGGUUAAAAAUCGGAUUUAUUCUUCGAAGUCUAUUUGUCACGGGGACAUUAUUUUUCCUAGUUGUGCUUUGGUCUUCCCUCCUUCCAAAAUCAAACGACGAAUCGCAUCGAGUGGAAAAAAAAGAUGCAGUUAAUGCUUUGCCCGAUGCCAAGAAUUCAGUUUUGGGCAAAUUUAAGCCGGUGGUGCCAUGGCCCCAUGUGGAGGGGGUUGAAGUUGACCUGGAGUCCAUGCGGCAGAAGAACAAAGGGCACAACGAGGUCCAGCAGAAGCUUAAAGGGGGUGUGCAGAACUUGGCGAACGUGAUGCAGAAGCAGUACGCCACCUUUAAGCCUCACACCCACGUGUACUCCGAGCCGGUUCUGAAGAGCGGCGAGCUGGGUAACCUGGAGCCGAAGGCGCCAGAGCGCCCCGGUGUCCCCGGGGGACCGGGGGAGGAGGCCAAGGCCUUUGUUCUGGGGCCAGAGUACAAGGAGUCCAUCCAGGCCAGCAUCAAAGAGUUCGGCUUCAACAUGGUGGCCAGCGACAUGAUAUCCCUGGAUCGCAGCGUUAACGACUUGCGCCAUGAGGAGUGUAAGUACUGGCAUUACGAUGAAAACCUGCUCACCUCCAGCGUCAUCAUCGUCUUUCACAACGAAGGGUGGUCCACCCUCAUGAGGACGGUGCACAGUGUGAUCAAGAGAACGCCCAACAAAUAUCUGGCUGAAAUAGUGCUGAUCGAUGACUACAGCAAUAAAGAGCAACUGAAAAGCAGGCUGGAUGACUACAUCAAGCAGUGGAAUGGGCUGGUGAAGGUGUUCCGCAACCAGAAGAGGGAGGGGCUAAUUCAGGCCCGGAGCAUAGGCGCCCGGGAAGCCAAGCUCGGCCAGGUGCUGAUCUACCUGGACGCGCACUGUGAAGUGGGAAUUAACUGGUACGCCCCACUGGUGGCUCCCAUUUCCAAAGACAGAACCGUAUGCACAGUUCCGUUAAUAGAUUACAUAGACGGCAAUGAUUAUACCACAGAACCGCAGCGAGGUGGGGAUGAAGACGGUUUGGCCCGGGGUGCCUGGGACUGGAGUUUGUUGUGGAAACGGGUGCCACUAAGCGGCAAGGAAAAGUCUAUAAGGAAGCAUAACAGUGAGCCUUACCGAUCUCCUGCUAUGGCUGGUGGACUUUUUGCUAUUGAGAGAGAUUAUUUCUUUGAACUGGGUCUCUAUGACCCUGGUCUUCAGAUCUGGGGAGGAGAAAACUUUGAGAUUUCCUACAAGAUCUGGCAGUGCGGAGGGAAGCUGCUUUUCGUUCCCUGCUCCCGGAUCGGGCACGUGUAUCGCCUGCACGGUUGGCAAGGCAACCCGCCGCCUGCGCACGUGGGCUCCUCCCCCACGCUGAAGAACUAUGUCCGUGUAGUAGAAGUAUGGUGGGAUGAAUACAAGGACUACUUUUAUGCCAGUCGACCUGAAACUCAGACCUUGGCCUACGGAGACAUCAGCGAGCUGAAGAAGUUCCGGGAGGAGCAUCAGUGCAAAAGCUUCAAGUGGUUCAUGGAGGAGAUCGCCUAUGACAUCCCAGUUCACUACCCUCUGCCUCCCAAGAUCGUUGAAUGGGGAGAGAUUCGAGGGUAUGAAACCAGCUACUGCAUAGACAGCAUGGGUCACACCGAUGGGGGAAGCCUGGAGAUAGGGCCCUGCCACAGGAUGGGGGGAAACCAGCUUUUCAGAAUAAAUGAAGGCAACCAGCUUAUGCAGAAUGGCCAGUGCGUGACUGAAGGGCCAGAUGGGUCCGCAGUCAUCAUAACUAAUUGCAAAACUAACCAGUACACAGAGUGGAAGUACUUCAAGGAUCUUCACAGAUUCACGCAUAUCCCCACGAGUAAAUGCUUGGAUCGAUCAGAGGUCCUGCACAAGGUCUUCAUCGCCACGUGUGAUGAGAGCAAAACCACACAGAAGUGGGAAAUGAACAAUAUUGUGGCAGUUUGAAACGGGCACUCCUCCAGAAACUACAAGGCUGUGCUUAAUGCUAGCCACCUGUGUGCCUGCUGCAUCGAGAAAUCGGUUGAAUAUUGAAAUGAAGGAGAUCUGAGAAAAGGGAGACCAUGUCUUCUUGCUGUGAGCUGUUUACGAAUAUUGUUUUUAAAUUUAUUUUAAUUGAUUGAUCAUUGAUCGCGUUUACAUCUUUUCUUAUCUCCAUAUUGAUGAAGAUAAAUUUUGGGGAUUUUGCUCAGGGGCCUAUGAAGCUGUUUAUUUUAUUUUUUUCCCUCCCCAAUUGUAUAUUUACAUUAAGCAUUGUGCAAUCUAUCAAUGUUAUUUUUAACAGAUACAGAAGUUCCAAAACACUCCUUUUCUGUUUUUAAAUUUAUAGUCAAAAAGAGGGACAUCUGCAGGACAAGGUCUUUGCCCAAAAGCUUAGCUCUUGAGCAUACGCUUCUGAAAUGGAGAAAACGUGUGAUGUCCUUCUUUUUGAAUUUAUCGUUUUGCCUCCAGCACCUUUUUUUCUGAACUUUUCUGUGUGGUAGUUCUUUAUUUUUAUUUCCAAGUUUAAAAUCAAAUCUGUGUGUGCUAAUUAUGUGUUGCUGAGGGGCAUUUUUCAUACAAGAAGCCAGCAAAACCAUUCGGUACUGUAACUGCACACAUGAAAUCAAGCCUGGCGAAUGCAGCACUGUUUUAAGUGUUUUGUCCUCGGUGUGAAAUGUACCAUUUCCAAUACUGGGUUUUCAUUUUGUCAUGCUCAAUGUCAGAUGUCUUUAUAGCUGUAAAAUCUUUAUUAGCUGGCCCAAAUCACGCUCUACACAUCUGAUUGCAAAUAUUAAUACAGUAAUAUAUUUUUAUGGAGUCCCCCCCCCCCCCAUUUCUAAUAUUGUAUUGACACAUUGUGACCAAACUCAAAAAUCUGAAAAUGACACGCCACGAAAUAAGUCCUGAACAAACCUAUAGCCUUCAAAAUUUUGUGAAAAUGGAGAUGUCAUUUUAAAGAUUUCUGUUUGGUCUUUGGUGAAGGUGUAAAUAUCUAAUUUAAACAUUGAUUCUUACUGGUCCUCAAUGGCGAAAAAAUUGAAUUAUUUCACUCAUUUUUAUUUCCACUUGAUUUAACCUGUAACCUUCCAACAUGUUUGGCCAUGGUAACAGUGUUUUAGCUGCAUUUCUUUUUAUUUUGUACGAUUUCAUUUUCCUUGUCUUUUGGGUACUUUUCUCAAGCUUUCUCUAUUCUUUUAUUGGUUAUUGGUUUUUGCUUAAAUGGUGUUACAAGUUAGCCCCACAACUAAAUUACUGGUAGUCUCUAUGAAAGGGCUGAGUCUGGUAGAGCGGUUAUUUUUACUGUUGCGAAAUGUGUUCCAUGAUUAUUAAAUAUUUCUGGAUAUCAUUAUAUUCAAAUUAAAUGUUGCCAGUUAUGUUAAAUAUGAUGUGCUCUAAACCAGCAAGGUUCCUCCUCAGACUUUUGUAUUUGAUUGCAGUUGUACUGAAGAAUUUAACUUACUGCAGGACUUUUCUGCAGCGAAUUCCCAAAUUUAUACUUAAACUACAGCCAGUAUUUGGAGUA
This is a messenger RNA of Anguilla anguilla (European eel), 3791 nucleotides long. Its product is annotated as N-acetylgalactosaminyltransferase 7-like. Bases 275 to 2233 code for a protein of 652 amino acids. Lineage: Eukaryota; Metazoa; Chordata; Actinopteri; Anguilliformes; Anguillidae. The transcript is spliced from 12 exons. Gene Ontology annotation, cellular component: Golgi apparatus. The record is from RefSeq and is a predicted model, not a curated record.